Messenger RNA from Paramuricea clavata, 1474 nucleotides. The record is from the annotation of a GenBank genome assembly. NCBI's taxonomy places the organism in Eukaryota, Metazoa, Cnidaria, Anthozoa, Malacalcyonacea, Plexauridae.
AUGUCAAAGAAAUUUGCUGUGGCUGAUCAUGAUUUUACACAUCUGAGCCUUACACCUAGUGUAUCUUUGACGAUUGAUGUACCAGAAACCAUCGAAGAGAGUUUCUAUCGGGGAAGAGUAUUUGUGAUACUCAAAGAAAAUGCGUUUCAGCCAUCUUCUCCUAUUCACCAUAUGACUGAACUCCAGCAAACCUUGAAACGUCUGGGUUCAGUUAAGCCUAUUCUUGUCAUCUACACAGAUGGUGGUCCUGAUCACCGCCUUACAUACCUUUCAGUUCAGCUAUCUCUCAUGGCAAUAUUCUUGGACUUGGAUUUAGAUUUCAUCUGUGCUGUGCGAACACCAAAACGUCAAACCUCUACUCGUCAAACCUCUACUCCACUCCCAACAACAUGGUUUUCGUGCAGGAAGGUCCUGUAUCACCCAACUACUCGAUGUUGUACACAAUAUUGGCAAGGCAUUAGACUGUGGAAAAGAAAUUGACAUGAUAUAUUUGGACUUUUCAAAAGCAUUUGACUCUGUUCCCCACGAUAAACUAAUUGUGAAACUCCAACAAUUUGGAAUAACAGGACGGCUUUUGCACUGGUAUAGCGACUAUUUAAUGGGAUGAAAACAACGUGUUGUAGUAGAUGGUGUUUCGUCGAGCUAUCUUGAUGUGACCUCCGGAGUUCCACAAGGAAGUAUUGUCGGCCCCCUACUCUUCCUGGUCUAUGUUAACGACCUCCCUGACGCUGCUAAAUACAGCAAAGUACCCAUGUUUGCCGACGACAGCAAAUGUUAUCGAGUCAUAGAAACGUCACAUGACACUCAACUCCUUCAGUCCGACCUGCAAUCCCUUUGCAAUUGGUCCUCUACCUCAGAAUUGAAGUUUAAUCUCAAAAAAUGCAUUGGAAUCAGAUUCUCCCGCAAACGUUUAAUUGAGUCACCCGAAUACAGUUUAAACCAAGAACCGAUAACCCUUAAACCCUCCCAAAAGGACCUCGGAAUAAUAAUUAGUAACAACUUAAAAUGGUCACCUCAGAUAACCAGUAUCGUGUCAAAGGCAAAUCAGAUGCUUGGUUUUCUCCGACGUAACUGUAUCCACCUGACUGAUACGAAAUGUCGACGCUCACUCUAUCUGGCACUCGUGAGAGCUCAUCUAUGUUAUGGAAGUGAACUUUGGGCGCCUCAAUCAACAUCAAAGGCCCUUCUCCGUAUCGAAAGUGUUCAACGACGAGCGUCCAAAUACAUACUUCAAGAUUACCACUCUUCCUACACUGACCGACUGAAACUUCUUAACCUUCUUCCUAUUUCGUACUGGUAUGAGAUGAAAGAUAUUAUUUGUUUCUACAAGAUCAAAUCUGGACUCUACGACCUAAACCCCGAAGAUUAUAUCGACCACCCUACCCAUCAUCUGACCCGCUUCAGUUCAACCAAUUGCUACAGACCCAACCUUUGCAGAACUGCCUAUUUCAGAAGUUCCUUCUUCAACAGAAUU